Messenger RNA from Hibiscus syriacus, 2699 nucleotides. Its product is annotated as BEL1-like homeodomain protein 4. Bases 149 to 2401 code for a protein of 750 amino acids. The record is from RefSeq and is a predicted model, not a curated record. NCBI's taxonomy places the organism in Eukaryota, Viridiplantae, Streptophyta, Magnoliopsida, Malvales, Malvaceae. Gene Ontology annotation, biological process: regulation of transcription by RNA polymerase II. Gene Ontology annotation, molecular function: RNA polymerase II cis-regulatory region sequence-specific DNA binding; DNA-binding transcription factor activity, RNA polymerase II-specific. The transcript is spliced from 5 exons.
GCAGAUCAUAGAUCUUGGAAAUUGAAUAUUAAACUCGUUCAAUUGCGUCGUUUUCCUGCUGGAAGCUGAACUGGCGUUGCAUGAGUUUCUGGGAUGGGCUAAUCCACAGAAUCUUAGUUAAAUCAAAGGCGCGAGUGUCUUCUUAGUUAUGGAUAUGAGCAAGUUUAGACCUGAAUCGCAUGUGGCACAGCAAAGCCUACGAGAUAACCUGAGGGUUCCGCAAGCGGCGGACUUCCCCAACAGCAUAAACCCAGAUCUUAUUCAAGUAAGAAGUGAUAGAAAUGACCAUCUGCUAUUCGAUCCAGAUGUUUUUUCUUCAGGCAUCUUUCACGGCUCCUCAAGCUCCAAUGUUUUUACUGCUCAAAGUGGUGCAAUCCUACAUCUGGAAUUACAAACAGCUCAAGAACACAGGCAAAUGCUUGAUGAGGAAUCGUCGCUUUCAGGUUAUGCAAGUGGAUUAGCUGGUAGUGAAAGCAAUCAGGACCCUUGGUUUGUUGGUGAAGUCAUGUCAAAUAAUGCAAGGGCAAGCAGCAUAUCUGCAGCCACGCAAUAUCUGAAGCCAAGUUAUGGGAAUUUGCAAUUUGUUUCACCUUCACUUUAUCAGAAUUCUCAACUGGGUUUCCUUUCUACAGCUUCCAUCGGCACUCAGGAACUUGAAGUUGCAUCUCACGAACGCCAAAGUGUCAGAGAAGCUGAGCAAGGUUCAAGAAUGGAUUUCUGUGGGAAUCAAGCAAAUCCUUUGCCAUGUGGAGACGCCGGUGCUUGGAUGAAUCGACCACUGGUGGAGCACUCUCAACAGUGGUGUGGUGAAAUGGAGUAUUUGGCAUGCAAGAGAAGCGUAGACGUAAGGGCUGCUGCGAGUGAUACUGCUACUACCCAAGGGCUAGUUCUUUCUCUUUCAUCCAACCCAACAUCUAAAAUUUGUGGUGCGGAUGCGGUUCAAUUCACAGAGGACGAGUAUGGUUAUGAUGGCUUUCACUCAAGGCCUGGUGAACUCAAGGAACUACAAGAUUCAAAAACAUUAAAUAUGGGUAAUUUUUGUUCGAUGCAGAAACCAUUUUUAGCAGGUAAAGCCAACGGAAAAUCCCUUCACGACGCUGGUGGAAUUUCUACUCAUUACGUUCAUCGUCAAACGAUCCCCAUUGGCCCCUUUACUGGAUAUGCAACUAUUCUUGAGAAUUCAAGGUUUUUGAUGCCAGCACAAGCGCUUUUGGAUGAAUUCUGUCAUGUGACCAAAUCUAAUCCCUCUAAAGUUUGUGACACAUCCGAGGGGGCCUCCCGUGAUGCUAUUGGUUCGGGUUCGGCUGGUGCUCCUAAUAAAGUUGAUAUGGAGGCUGGAACUAGCAAGGGAAAUAACUUAGGGGCCUCGUCCUCUACUUUUUACUGUUCUAAUGAAUCUUGUAGACCUGAUCAGUAUCAACAGAAGAAGGCAAAGCUUGCAUACAUGCAGGAGGAGGUUUGCAGAAGAUACAAGCUAUACCAUCAGCAGAUGCAAAUGGUGGUUUCUUCUUUUGAAUCUGUAGUUGGUCUUGGUGCUGCAUCGCCCUACUUUUCCUUGGCUUUGAAGACGGUAGCAAAGAAGUUCCGAUGCCUACGGAAUGCUAUUUUAGGUCAGAUUAGGCACAUAUCUAGAGCCCUUGGGGAAGACUUAUUGUCCCCAACUACUGGUACUAGCAGUAGUAAAGGUGAUAUAAAUAUGUCUAGGCUCAAAUAUGCGGGUCAGAAUUCUGGUGGGGUUAACAUGGGGUUACUUGAACCCCAACAACAUGGCUGGAGGCCCCAGAGAGGACUACCGGAACGUUCGGUAGCGAUUCUUAGAGCUUGGCUCUUUGAACAUUUUCUUCACCCGUACCCCACUGACACGGAUAAGCACAUAUUGGCCAUUCAAACUGGUCUAUCUCGAAAUCAGGUAUCUAACUGGUUCAUAAAUGCGCGUGUCCGGGUUUGGAAACCAAUGGUGGAGGAGAUACAUAUGCUUGAAAGCAAAGGUUUGGCAGAAGGAAAUCAGAAUUUGAGCAAAAGUGAUGGCAAAUAUACCAGUGAAGGAUGUACCAUUCGGCCUAACGAAGACCAAUCUAUCAACACAUCUGUCAAGCAAGUGGCUUGCUCCGAUAUUCGAGUAGCUGACAUUGCGGGUGAUGCACAUGAUGUGCAACUUUGGAAUCAUGAGAAACGUUCAAGGAUAGACUUUGAUAUCACAACAAACAUGGAGGGUCCAUUGAUGGGUGUGCCAUUCGAGCAAAACAGGCUGGAGAAUGUGGGGCUCGGAGCUGUGUCACUAACCUUAGGACUUAGGCAUGGUGUGGAAAGUGCACAACAGCAGCAGCAACAAUAUCAACAACAGGAGCAUCAUCUGAGGAGGCAAUUUGGAGGUCAAUUGAUUCAUGACUUUGCCGGUUGAGCAUACAUUUAUCUUAUUGUAGUAGAAAUGAGUGCGUAAUGUGCUAGCUGUUCUUUGCGGCAAUUUUCUUAAAUGCAGCAACAAAAAAUCCAGCUAGUACAAGGUUUCAGGUUACUUGGACAUUAUUAGUGUUGAAUGAAAAUGACUGCAACACGACCUCGUUGCUGAACGAUAGUUACAUGGCGAGAGCAAUCAUUUGGAAAUUAGAAGGAAUAAACGUGUGAUGUCGAUUUGUAAUACAGUUUGUUAGAAGCUGUUUGGAUUUGUCAUGGUAGGGUAUAAUUAAAGCACAAAUGUA